Messenger RNA from Aspergillus sclerotioniger CBS 115572, 1257 nucleotides. Its product is annotated as dolichyl-phosphate beta-glucosyltransferase. The record is from RefSeq and is a predicted model, not a curated record. Lineage: Eukaryota; Fungi; Ascomycota; Eurotiomycetes; Eurotiales; Aspergillaceae. The transcript is spliced from 3 exons. Gene Ontology annotation, cellular component: endoplasmic reticulum membrane. Bases 1 to 1257 code for a protein of 418 amino acids.
AUGGCCGAGGAAGCCUUGUCCGGCAUCUGCUUUCAUUGCGCGGAGCUCCUGGCUAGCGUCCCGCUCUCGGUCCUGCUCGUCACAUUCGUUGCAACGCUCUCUGGACUGUUUGUCCUGUUUUACGUCACCCUCUACACCGUCGCUCCCGCCCCGCGCAAACCGUUCCCUGAGGAGAAGAAAUACCGUACGCUCUUGAAGGAUGGGUCGAUCACGGAACCACUGCAAUUACCUUGCUGGCAAGAUGCCCUCGAUGCUCAGAAACGUCCCGGUCGGAUCCUCGACCACUCUUCGAUGGAGGACGCCGAUUUGUUCAUAUCGGUGGUAGUGCCCGCAUACAAUGAGGAAGACCGUCUGGGAGGCAUGCUGGAAGAGGCAGUGGAUUACCUAGAAAAGGUAUAUGGGACAGUAACCGACUCCGUCAAUGGUUCCGAUACCACCGCAGCAGAGAAAGCAGUGCGUCAGCGGAAAGCCGCCAACGGGCAUGCAAACGGUACUGCAGCACAUCGUCUGGUGGACGACAACAAGGGCUGGGAGAUUAUCAUUGUCUCCGAUGGAUCCAAGGACAAAACCGAAGAGACGGCUUUCACAUUUGCUCGGGAUCAUCAACUCUCAAUACAUCCCAAGGGCUACGCUGGUCCUUGGACCCCGGAAACACAUGAGGGUGUCCGCAUCCCUUCCGGGACUAUCCGGGUGGUGACUUUGACGGAGAACAGGGGCAAGGGCGGAGCAGUCACCCAUGGCAUGCGGCAUGUCCGCGGUCAGUACGUGGUGUUUGCGGAUGCCGACGGUGCGAGCAAGUUUGAAGAUCUAGGGAAGCUCGUCGCGGCCUGUCAGGCAAACGAGGACAUGCAAGGGCGAGGUGUGGCCGUUGGUUCUCGGGCGCAUAUGGUUGGAAGUGAGGCGGUUGUCAAGCGCUCGAAGCUGCGCAACUUCCUCAUGCAUUCUUUCCACCUGAUUCUCUGGCUAUUGACGCCGUCGAAGACAGCCACCAUCAAGGAUACCCAGUGUGGGUUUAAAUUGUUCUCCAGGGCCUCGUUGCCCUACAUUAUUCCCUACAUGCACUCGGAGGGGUGGAUCUUCGAUGUGGAGAUGCUCAUGCUCGCCGAAUUUGCAGACAUUCCCGUAGCGGAGGUACCCGUGGGAUGGAGAGAGGUCACGGGCAGCAAGCUGAACGUGAUCCGUGACAGCAUUGGCAUGGCUUGGGGGCUGGCAGUUCUGCGUGCUGCAUGGAUGCUUGGCGUGUACCGGCGUACUUGA